AUGUCAAACGCAAUUGGAGCUGUAGACCACAAAAUGAAGGACCAGGAGCCAUUGAGAGAGGCGAGACAACAGUUGGAUUGGCUUGUAGAAAACUUAAGCGUCGCAUUGGGCAUACAACCCAAUAAAAACUUUAACAGGCAACAGCUUGUUAACGUUGUCGUUGGGUUAAAGGCCCAAUGUGACGAAGCCAGGUAUGUUCUGCAAAGCAAUCGAGCCAUAGAUGAUGUGCUUCAAGAACGAGACCAAAUUAAAGACCAAUUAAAAGGACUUCAAUCAAAUUUGGCACAUGUCAAGAACGACAACAAAAAACUUGUGGACAAAAAUCAAAGUCUUAAAAUGACACUGGUGACUAUCAAGCGCAAACGCAAUGUACAAGGCCAGCUAAAAAUGAAAAGACUGCGCAUGAAAAAUGCUAAAGUCCAGAAAAAAAACGCAAUGCUGAACAAAGAACUGCAGGUGGUCAAGGCCGGUUUAACUGGCAUCGUUGCAAAAGCGGCACAAUGCCAAUCAAUCAUGACCGACCACAGUGUACUUGCACUUAAACUUGAACGCGACAUUGCGAACAUGGUCAAGGACGAUAUGGCCAAAGAAGAAGAGAUCGCUGAGCUUAAAGCCAACUUGAGAGCUAAGUCUCACGUGGUUAGAGCCGUUCAAGCUAUAUCCGAACACCACUUAGGCAAAGCAGCCGGUCGGAUAGAAGAAUUGGAAGCUGAACUAGCCAUCGUAGGGCGAAGUAUGAAAAAGGUGAAUAUAAAUGAUCUGCUUCAAGAACGAGACCAAAUAAAAGACCAAUUAAAAGCACUAGAAUCGAAUUUGGCCCAUGUCAAGAACGGCAACAAAAAACUUGUGGACAAAAAUCAAUGUCUUAAAAUGACACUGGUGACUAUCAAGCGCAAACGCAAUGUACAAGGCCAGCUAAAAAUGAAAAGACUGCGCAUGAAAAAUGCUAAAGUCCAGAAAAAAAACGCAAUGCUGAACAAAGAACUGCAGGUGGUCAAGGCCGGUUUAACUGGCAUCGUUGCAAAAGCUGCACAAUGCCAAUCAAUCAUGACCGACCACAGUGGACUUGCACUUAAACUUGAACGCGACAUUGCGAACAUGGUCAAGGACGAUAUGGCCAAAGAAGAAGAGAUCGCUGAGCUUAAAGCCAACUUGAGAGCUAAGUCUCACGUGGUUAGAGCCGUUCAAGCUAUAUCCGAACACCACUUAGGCAAAGCAGCCGGUCGGAUAGAAGAAUUGCAACUAGCCCGAACGAAUAUGGCCAAAGAAGAGGAGAUGGCCGAGCUUAAAGCCAACUUGAGAGCCAAGUCUCACGUGGUCAGAGCCGUUCUGGCUAUAUCCGAACACCACUUAGUCAAAGCAACCGGUCGGAUAGAAGAAUUGGAAGCUAAACUAGCCAUCGUAGAGCGAGCGAUGGAAUUAGCUUUUCCAAGCCGUCAGUGUAAGAACGCCCAGAAGCAUUGCCGUUUGCCAAAUUUCAUCAUCUAA
Adelges cooleyi (spruce gall adelgid) is the source of this 1488-nucleotide messenger RNA. RefSeq lists its product as uncharacterized. Bases 1 to 1488 code for a protein of 495 amino acids. The record is from RefSeq and is a predicted model, not a curated record. Lineage: Eukaryota; Metazoa; Arthropoda; Insecta; Hemiptera; Adelgidae. The transcript is spliced from 8 exons.